Messenger RNA from Gorilla gorilla gorilla (western lowland gorilla), 4725 nucleotides. Its product is annotated as mucin-17-like. The record is from RefSeq and is a predicted model, not a curated record. NCBI's taxonomy places the organism in Eukaryota, Metazoa, Chordata, Mammalia, Primates, Hominidae. Bases 1 to 4725 code for a protein of 1574 amino acids. The transcript has 3 exons.
AUGCCCAUGUCAACACUGAGUGAAGAAAGCACUUCAUCAACAGUGGUUUUUGUCAGCACCACACCUCUAAACAGUUCUGAGACCAACACGUCUUUAACAACUGUGGGUGAUAAGAGCACACCUCUGACCACUUCUACUCAGGCCAGUUCAUCUCCUACUACUCCUGAAAGCACCACCAUGCCCAAAUCAACUAACAGUGAAGGAAGCACUCCAUUAACAAGUAUGCCUGUCACCACCAGGCCGGUGGCCAGUUCAGAGGCUAGCACCCAUUCAACAACUCCUCCUGACACCAGCACACCUGCGAUCAUUUCUACUGAAGCGAAUUCAUCUCCUCCAACUGCUGAAGGUACCAGCAUACCAACCUCAAGUCCCAGUGAAGGAAGCACUCCAUUAGCAAGUAUGCCCGUCAGCACCACGCCGGUGGUCAGAUCUGAGGCUCACACCCUUUCAGCAACUCCUAUUGACCCCAACACAUCAGUGACGACUUCUACUGAAGCCAGCUCAUCUCCUACAACCGCUGAAGGUACCAGCUUGCCAAUCUCAACUACUAGUGAAGGAAACACUCCAUUAACAACUGUGUCUGUCAGCACCAUGCCGGUGGCCAGUUCUGAGGCUAACACCCUUUCAACAACUCCUGCUGAUACCAGCACACCUGUGACCACUUCUACUGAAGCCAGUUCCUCUCCUACAAUAGCUGAAGGUACCAGCAUGCCAAUCUCAACUCCUAGUGAAGCCAGUACUCCAUUAACAAGUAUACCUGUCAGCACCACUCCAGUGGCCAGUCCUGAGGCUAGCACCCUUUCAACAACUCCUGUUGACACCAGCACACCUGUGACCACCUCUACUGAAAGCCAUACAUCUCCUACAAUUUCUGAAGGUACCAGUAUGCCAACCUCAACUCCUAGUGAAGGAAGUACUCCAUUAACAAGUAUGCCUGUCAGCACCAUGCCGGUAGUCAGUUCUGAGGCUAGCACCCUUUCAGCAACUCCUGUUGACACCAGCACACCUGUCACCACUUCUACUGAAGCCAGUUCAUCUCCUACAACUGCUGAAGGUAUCAGCAUACCAACCUCAACUCCUAGUGAAGGAACGACUCCAUUAACAACUAUACCUGUCAGCAACACGCUGGUGGCCAGUUCUGAGGCUAGCAGCCUUUCAACAACUCCUCUUGACUCCAACACUUCUUUGACCACUUCUACUGAAGCCAGUUCAUCUCCUCCCACUGCUGAAGGUACCAGCAUGCCAAGCUCAACUCCUAGUGAAGGAAGCACUCCUUUAACAGGUGUGCCUGUCAGCACCACAAUGGUGGCUACUUCUGAAACGAGCACCCUUUCAACAACUCCUGCUUACACCGGCACACCUGUGACCACUUAUUCUCAAGCCAGUCCAUCUCCUAUAACUGCUGACGGAAUCAGCAUGUCAACCUCAACUUAUAGUGAAGGAAGCACUCCACUAACAAGCAUGCCUGUCAGCACCACGCCGGUGGUCAGUUCUGAGGCUAACACCCUUUCAAAAACUCCUGUUGACUCCAACACUCCGGUGACCACUUCUACUGAAACCAGUUCAUCUCCUACAACCGCUGAAGGUACCAGCUUGCCAACCUCUACUACUAGUGAAGGAAGCACUCCUUUAACAACUGUGUCUGUCAGCACCAUUCCGGUGGCCAGUUCUGAGGCUAGCACCCUUUCAACAACUCCUGCUGAUACCAGCACACCUGUGACCAUUUCUACUGUAGCCAGUUCCUCUCCUACAACUGCUGAAGGUACCAGCAUGCCAAUCUCAACUCCUAGUGAAGGAAGAACUCCAUUAACAGGUAUACCUGUCAGCACCACUCCAGUGGCCAGUCCUGAGGCUAGCACCCUUUCAACAACUCCUGUUGACUCCAACAGUCCUAUGGUCACUUCUACUGAAGUCAGUUCAUCUCCUACAUCUGCUGAAGGUACCAGCAUGCCAACCUCAAUCUAUAGUGAAGGAAGCACUCCAUUAACAAGUAUGCCUGUCAGCACCACGACGGUGGCCAGUUCUGCAAUCAGCACCCUUUCAACAACUCCUGUUGACACCAGCACACCUGUGACCACCUCUACUGAAACCCAUACAUCUCCUACAACUUCUGAAGGUACCAGCAUGCCAACCUCAACUUCUAGUGAAGGAAGUACUCCAUUAACAAGUAUGCCUGUGAGCACCAUGCCGAUACUCAGUUCUGAGGCUAGCACCCUUUCAACAACUCCUGUUGACACCAGCACACCUGUCACCACUUCUACUGAAGCCAGUUCAUCUCCUACAACUGCCGUAGGUAUCAGCAUACCAACCUCAACUCCUAGUGAAGGAACGACUCCAUUGACAAGUAUACCUGUCAGCAACACGCUGGUGUCCAGUUCUGAGGCUAGCACCCUUUUAACAACUCCUCUUGACUCCAACACUCCUUUGACCACUUCUACUGAAGCCAGUGCAUCUCCUCCCACUGCUGAAGGUACCAGCAUGCCAACCUCAACUCCUAGUGAAGGAAGCAGUCCUUUAACAAGUGUGCCUGUCAGCACCACAACGGUGGCCAGUUCAGAAACGAGCACCCUUUCAACAACUCCUGCUGACGCCAGCACACCUGUGACCACUUAUUCUCAAGCCAGUUCAUCUCCAACAGCUGCUGAUGGUGCCAGCAUGCCAACCUCAACUUAUAGUGAAGGAAGCACUCCUCUAACAAGUAUGUCUGUCAGGACCAUGACGGUGGUCAGUUCUGAGGCUAGCACCCUUUCCACAACUCCUGUUGACACCAGCACACCUGUCACCACUUCUACUGAAGCCAGUUCAUCUCCUACAACUGCUGAAGGUGCCAGCAUACCAACCUCAAGGUCUAGUGAAGGAACGACUCCAUUGACAAGUAUACCUGUCAGCAACACGCUGGUGUCCAGUUCUGAGGCUAGCACCCUUUCCACAACUCCUGUUGACACCAGCACACCUGUCACCACUUCUACUGAAGCCAGUUCAUCUCCUACAACUGCUGAAGGUGCCAGCAUACCAACCUCAAGGCCUAGUGAAGGAACGACUCCAUUGACAAGUACACCUGUCAGCAACACGCUGGUGUCCAGUUCUGAGGCUAGCACCCUUUCCACAACUCCUGUUGACACCAGCACACCUGUCACCACUUCUACUGAAGCCAGUUCAUCUCCUACAACUGCUGAAGGUACCAGCAUACCAACCUCAAGUCCCAGUGAAGGAAGCACUCCAUUAGCAAGUAUGCCUGUCAGCACCACGCCGGUGGUCAGAUCUGAGGCUCACACCCUUUCAGCAACUCCUAUUGACCCCAACACUCCAGUGACUACUUCUACUGAAGCCAGUUCAUCUCCUACAACCGCUGAAGGUACCAGUACCAGCUUGCCAACCUCUACUACUAGUGAAGGAAGCACUCCAUUAACAACUGUGUCUGUCAGCACCAUGCCGGUGGCCAGUUCUGAGGCUAACACCCUUUCAACAACUCCUGCUGACACCAGCACAGCUGUGACCACUUCUACUGAAGCCGGUUCCUCUCCUACAACUGCUGAAGGUACCGGCAUGCCAAUCUCAAUUCCUAGUGAAGGAAGUACUCCAUUAACAAAUAUACCUGUCAGCACCACUCCAGUGGCCAGUCCUGAGGCUAGCACCCUUUCAACAACUCAUGUGGACACCAGCACACCUGUGACCACCCCUACUGAAAGCCAUACAUCUCCUACAACUUCUGAAGGUACCAGCAUGCCAAGCUCAACUCCUCGUGAAGGAAGCACUCCUUUAACAAGUGUGCCUGUCAGCACCACAAUGGUGGCCAGUUCGGAAAUGAGCACUCUUUCAACAACUCCUGCUGAUGCCAGCACACCUGUGACCACUUAUUCUCAAGCCAGUUCAUCUCCUACAACUGCUGAUGGUGCCAGCAUGCCAACCUCAACUUAUAGUGAAGGAAGCACUCCUCUAACAAGUAUGUCUGUCAGGACCCUGCCGGUGGUCAGUUCUGAGGCUAGCACCCUUUCCACAACUCCUGUUGACACCAGCACACCUGUCACCACUUCUACUGAAGCCAGUUCAUCUCCUACAACUGCUGAAGGUACCAGCAUACCAACCUCAAGUCCCAGUGAAGGAAGCACUCCAUUAGCAAGUAUGCCCGUCAGCACCACGCCGGUGGUCAGAUCUGAGGCUCACACCCUUUCAGCAACUCCUAUUGACCCCAACACUCCAGUGACUACUUCUACUGAAGCCAGUUCAUCUCCUACAACUGCUGAAGGUACCAGUACCAGCUUGCCAACCUCUACUACUAGUGAAGGAAGCACUCCAUUAACAACUGUGUCUGUCAGCACCAUGCCGGUGGCCAGUUCUGAGGCUAACACCCUUUCAACAACUCCUGCUGACACCAGCACAGCUGUGACCACUUCUACUGAAGCCGGUUCCUCUCCUACAACUGCUGAAGGUACCAGCAUACCAACCUCAACUCCUAGUGAAGGAAGCACUCCAUUAACAAACAUGCCUGUCAGCACCAUGACGGUGGCCAGUUCUGAGGUCAGCACCACGCUGGUGGCCAGUUCCGAGGCAAGCACCACUUCAACAAUUCCUGUUGACUCCAACACUUUUGUGACGACUUCUAGUGAAGCUAGUUCAUCUCCUACAACUGCUGAAGUUCUACUGAAGCCAGUUCCUCUCCUACAACUGCUGAAGGACAAGUGUGACCACUUCUUCUCAAGCCAGUUCAUCUCCAACAACUGUUGA